UGCUACGAAGAGUAAAUUUUAUUGAGCUUGAGGCGCAGCGCUUCAGUAAAAAUCAAUUUUAUUUAUUUAAUAUUCUAUGAAUUAAAUUUAUGUGUUACUAUUUCGAUUCUAUCGUAUUAUGAAGAAUGGAAUGUACACAUUUAUUAGAUAACGUCAAGGCAGAUAAUUUCAACGUUGAGGAUACCACGAUCACAAAGAACUUCAAUUGUUCAGAAUGUGCUGCCGAAGGACAAAACUGGUUGUGCCUGCAUUGUGGAGCAGUCAACUGUGGUCGCUAUGUCAAUGGGCAUGCAAAACUUCAUGCAGAGACAUCAGACCACCAGCUCUGUAUGAGCUGUGAUGUCUAUUCAGUUUACUGUUACAAAUGUGAUGACUAUGUAUCAAAUGAUUUGGAAUAUAAUCCGAUAGAUAAAAUAAGACAAAGUAUUAUGCAACUUAGAAGGCAACAUGAUGUAGAAAGUAAUGGUAAUAUGGAACAGAGUGAGGAUAACAGCAAGGAUGGAAGUGAAGGUGGCAACAGUAUGAUGUCUAGUACUUCUGUGUCUGACAAACCAGCAUCCCCAAGCGGGAGUGGGGAUGAUUCUAGGGCUGCAGAAGUUAUAUCUGCAGUCUCUUUUGGUGAUGAACCUAAUUUACCAGAAACAAGUGACAGUAAACCUGCUAAAAGUAUUAAGAAUUCUGAUGAACCAGUGCGUAGUCUUAGACCUCGAUCCCGCAAAAGAACUCACUCUGGCGAUAGCAGCUCAACAGAGAACAGUACGACACAAACACCUAGAAAUAAGGAAAAGAAAUCGUUACCAUGCAAUGGAAAAACUCAAAGAGAAAAGAAAGUAGUAGGAUUAAAAAAUUUAGGCAAUACUUGUUUUAUGAAUGCUGUACUACAGAGUCUUAGUAAUAUACAGGAGUUCAGUUGCUAUUUUAGUCAGUUACCGUCUUUAGAAAUGAAGACGAAUGGACGCAAAGUGUACCACUCAAGGAGUUAUACACGUCAGGAGAUGCACGAUGUUGUCAUGGCCGAGGAACUUAGGAAGGUGUUAAUAAAUCUGAAUAGUGGUUGUGGUUCGAAAGGUGCGAUCUCCCCAGAAUGUCUGUUCCUUGUAAUCUGGAAGGUCGUGCCCAGGUUUAGGGGAUAUCAACAGCAGGAUGCGCAUGAGUUCCUACGAUAUAUGUUAGACAGACUACACACGGAGUUGCAGCAGUUGUUGCCGGAGCGCGCGGAGGCGGGGUUCGUGGCGCGGUCGCCCGCCGCCUCCAUCGUCACUGCGGUCUUCGGCGGCACGCUGCAGAGCGAAGUACGUUGUUUGGCGUGUGGCACGGAGAGCAAAAAGUUUGAUCCCUUCUUAGACCUUUCUUUAGAACUACCGGAGACUGGGCGACAUGACGCGCCUGUCGCAUUAGCCGACUGUCUGUCGAGUUUCGUACAGGUAGAGGAAUUAGCAGACACGGAGCGGUACUUCUGUAGCAGUUGUAAGAGUAAACAGAAAUCAACCAAACAGUUCUGGAUACGCCGACUACCUAACGUGCUAUGUUUGCACCUCAAGAGAUUCCGGUGGCACAACUAUUUUAGGACCAAGGUAGACACGAGCAUUACAUUCCCGCUGCGUGCACUGGACAUGUCCCGCUUCGUGCUCUCCAACGUGCCCGACACUCGUCGCUCCGGUCUCGGGAACAAUCUCUACGAUCUCGCCGCAGUCAUCGUACACCAUGGCUCUGGAGCUGGUUCGGGUCACUACACAGCCUUCGCGAUCAACGAGGAGCAAUGGUUUCACUUCAACGACCAGACCGUGCGCGCGGCGGACGCGGCGGCGGUGGCGGGCUGCAAGCCGUACAUACUGUUCUACAUCCGCCGCGAGCUCGCACUGCCGGCCUUACCCACCACGUGACCAACAACACCACUCUUUUCGCAUAUAGAAAACUGCAAUGAAGCGGAUUUCACUGAUUACCAAAAUGAUGCUUAGAGGAAAACUUUUAAAAUGAUGAUUCCAAUGACUCCAUAGAUGAUUCCAGUCAUAAAACACAUAAAAUGCGUUAAACGUUUAAGAAAAGAUCGAAGUCACUCCUUUUUAAAAGGUCGAUAACGCACUAUGUGACUACUCUGGCGUUGUGGUAUACAUAGCGGCGCUGAUCGCAUACCAUCAGUUGCUUCCUAUUUUCUAAAAAAUCUUUAACUGAAAGUUCUGAAUGUUUACUCUAAGCAACAUUAGUAAUUGAUGAUUCACUUCAUUGAAGUUUUCGAUACAAGGUCACAUGCGUCGUCUUUGAUUUUGUGGAUGAGGGCUUCACAACGCAAAAUUACAAUACUGAUACUGAAGGCUUACGCGGACAGAGACGGCAUGGCAAGGGAUUUAAAUAUGGUAAUGGACAUUCAAACGCUUUGAUAUAUUGCUGUACUGUAAAAAUGGGACGGUGACAUAUCGCAGCUUCCUGACGGCGCCUUUGCCAUGUCGUCUUGGUUUUGCGUAGACCUUUAAAGUUGAUAGUGAAACGUGAAGAUCUAGUUAGUAGUAUGUCUAAUUGUUUCCACAAGUGUAUGGUCUACUAUAGUAUAACUAAUGCAUAUCUAUGUGUGACAGAAGCCCUUGUAAUCAUCGCCUUGAAAACUUUAAUACAUUAGUUACUUUACCUUUCUCGCCUCCAAACAGGUCGACAUGAGAAACAUAGGCCUUAUUGUAGCUGUAACUAGGUCAAUACAAACAAUGAAGUUUAUUUAUUCAUCUUUAACAUACCGUGCUAAGAUAUAAAAUUGUGUGAUAGUGUAUUGCAGUGAUUUGAACAUUUCAUAUUCGAGUAUUUUGAAAUUUAAUCAUGUAUUAUAUUUACCCGUGAUUAUUUACUUAUUGAAUUUAAAAUUUUACCCUAUCUAUACAUUUUAAAGUCCAUAUUACGGCGGCAUUCCUGGAGUUUGAUUGAGCAGGUCUCAGUGUUUUGUAUGUUUGCUAUUAUUUACAUAAUAUGAAAUAAUUAUACGCCUCGUUAAAUGAAAAUGGCCGUGACUUGCGUAAAAUAGCAAUACUACUUUUUAUUGUCAUCUCUGUUUGAUAAUAAAUAAAAUGCUACGCUCGAUGCGACCUUUUUCAUUUCGGCCAUACUUUUUCUAAAAUUUCAUCGACUUUUGAAUAUAUAAAUGGAAUAUGGCGCAUAAAUUAACAAGAAGCACUAUACUUUGGUUCUAAUAGUGUUUCACAUUUUGCUGGACAGUUACAUUGAUUUAAGGUAGUUGUCUUACUGGCAACGAUGAACGAGUAACGAGUUGAGCUGGAAUUGGAAACGAGAUGGCGACCCGGUAGGAACGAACGCGCAUAAUUCCAAGUGUGAACAGUCAACGAUCGACUAUUCAUAUAUGCAUCUUUUGUUUACACGUCGUUUUCUCGUUGGCGGUAGGACAAGUGCCUUACUAAUGAAGUGCCAUCAAUAAAUACUGCUUUUAACCCUAAAUGAUGAUAUGACAUUAGUGAAGUUUCGAUGUAACAAAGUAUUUUGUAGCACUUUCCUCCUGUAGUCGAUAAAUAUUACGUUAUAGAUAUAUUAAUAAAUACUCAUACAAAUUAAAUAGUCUAUGCAUUUGUUGAUGAAUCAUUAUUAAAUAGAUAUUUGAGCUUGACAUACGAGUGUUAAGGCUAAGGUUAUAAAGAAACAGUAUGUAUUUUGUAUAAAAGCGUGAUCAUGUAUUGCUGAAGUUAGGUGGAAUGGUGGAUGCCAUACUUAAGAUGCAUUUUACAUUAUCAUUAGUUUGAAACUGGAUUUUUUUAGUUAAGGCUCUGUUUGCAGUACUAAUUGUAUAAUACUUUACAUUCCUCUUUGCACAUCCACUCCCUCUACAUUGAUAGAAGUAAAACACAUUCAAUAAUUAUACUACUUAAAAUAUGUUCAGUGGCCAGCACAACAAUCUACUCCGUUGUGUCAAUUUUUUUCAUUAGAUUUUAUACUUUAUGUCUAAACAAUGAGAGUUAAAAAGGUAAUAACAAAAUAUGACAGAAAAGAGUAGGUUGCGCUGCUGCCCACAGUGCAACUUGUGAUGUUAUUGGUUGGUAUAAUAAUAUUUAUGUAGAUAUAGGGUGGAUGUGAACACCCUAAUGGAUUGUGAGAUUCAUAAUUAUGACGAUUGACGUUCUAUUUUAAUAAAGCGCAAUUUUGUAGUAUGUUACUGGAAGCCCUAGUGCACUGUUCCAAUUUGAAGGUAUUCAACUGUAUUGGAAUUCUUACUUCUAGUUGUGUUUAGGUAAAAUCAAAAUUUUCAAUAAGAUGACAACAAUUAGACAAACAAAUAUGAUGGUUAUGAAUUUAUAGUAUUAUUAGAAAACAACCAGAAUUUAUAAUUCCAAUGCUGUUAUUAGUAAAUAAAUAUUAAUAACAUGUCACCUUUAACGUCAUUUUGAAGGAAGUUGGGCUAACAGUUUUAUAAAAAAAUAAUUUGCGCUAGGUAACAUAUCUGAGUUUCUGCUACUUAAAGAAAAACUAAAACUUUGUACGCUAUUAAAAUAGGAAAUUAUGCAUUACGAAACUAGGUGAUCGUUUUGUGUGUAAAACAUUGUGAUAGUAUAACACGGUCUGUAUGUGUGUGUGUCCAUACAGAUACAAGCUGAAUUAUUUUUGUGUCGUGAACUCUCUUUUGCAAGUACCUUUAAUAGCAGGUUUAUUUUGUGUAAGUACUUCAAUUACUGGAAGUUGAUAGUGAUUGAAUUUAAUAAAUUCGCCAAUUAAAAA
Spodoptera litura is the source of this 4704-nucleotide messenger RNA. RefSeq names its product ubiquitin carboxyl-terminal hydrolase 3. NCBI's taxonomy places the organism in Eukaryota, Metazoa, Arthropoda, Insecta, Lepidoptera, Noctuidae. Gene Ontology annotation, biological process: protein deubiquitination. The record is from RefSeq and is a predicted model, not a curated record. Gene Ontology annotation, molecular function: cysteine-type deubiquitinase activity; zinc ion binding.